UCAUGGAGAGCCGCCGGGCGCGGCUCGCUUUACAUCGUCACUGGCAGUGGCAGCUGAAAAGAGUCACCCAAGCUGAGUCAGCUCUCGUUCCAAAGUCCUAACUACGCUUUUGGCGGGAGGAUUGCGUUUCUUGGCGCCAGACCUUCCCAAAAAAGUCCCAACUCAUUUUGAACAGACGGCGGCAGUGUGGCGUGUGGCGAAUUGUGAUUGGAAGAGCGGGAGAGACGGAGAGGGGGAAUUGCCGUCAGUUGUCGUGAGCGGGCGAUCUGCUGAUACCAGUUGGGCCAAUUUAGGGGGUCGCUGCACUACUCUCGACAUGCACAAAAGACAAAAAUCAUGGGGGCGUAUCUCGCCAUGUUUGUAGCGAAGAUUCACUCUCGUUUUGCACAUUUCGAGAGUAGUGCAGCGAGGCCCUUACUGUAGUAUUCGUCCGUCACCGUCAAUUUGUGGCCUGCGCCACACCACUUCCCAGUUCUAGGAAAAACAAAGUUCGCCGGGGUGGCAAAGGAGGAGGAGGAGGAGGAUCCACUCCCGGCAGUCAGCUCAGCAACUAUUCAGUUCAGUAAUUCAUCAGCAGUGAUCCUCCUCCCGCUCAGUCAGCAAUUCAGUAAUUCAUCAGCACAGCAGUGAUCUUCCCGCUCAGUCAUCAAUUUCAGUAAUUCAUCGGCAGCGGUGGUGCUUGUUGUGCUCUUGGCUUGGCUGGCCGGCAUUAGUCACUCUACUUGGUUGUUACGCGAUCCGGACAUCGGGAGCCCGAUCUUGAGUGCGCAUCUCUGUCUGGGGAGGGAGGCGAAGUUUGUUCUGCUGAGGCCAUUAAGACGAUGGGGGAAGAAACCAUGACACGCUCCAUACUCGUUCUCAAUGCUGGAAGCUCUUCACUAAAAUAUGCAUUGUAUCAUUUAGGUGCGAAGACCAGAUGCGCUGUACAAGGAUUGGUGGAGCAAGUGGGAACUACAAGAAGUGUGAUUACACACUCAGAAUUGGGAGAGUCGGAUGACAAAAAUACACUCACCGAGAAUGCCGCGAUUCCAGAUCACGGUGAUGCUCUCAAGAGGGUAGUGCGGUUGCUUAAACUGGACAAACAGAACAUCGCAGGGGUUGGACAUAGAGUAGUGCAUGGUGGGGAGUCGAUCACUGGACCCAUGCUUAUCGAUGACAGUCUGAAAAAGGCCAUUGUUCGCUCUACACCGCUUGCUCCACUUCACAACCCACCUAAUCUGCAGGGUAUUCUGGUGGCAGAACAGUUGUUCUCUUGCCCACAAGUAGCUGUGUUUGACACAGCCUUCCACUGCACGAUGCCCCCAAAGGCGUACACUUAUGGCGUGCCAUACGCUCUUUAUGAGGAGCUUGGUCUGCGUAGGUAUGGGUUUCACGGAACGAGCUUUUACUACCUGACGGGCGAGUCUGCACGGUUGCUGAAUAAGCCCAAGAACAAGGUGAACCUCAUCAUCUUCCAUCUGGGAGCAGGAGCAAGCAUGGCAGCAAUCCGGAACGGGGAAUCCAUCGACACGACGAUGGGCGUAACUCCGCUCGAAGGGCUGAUGAUGGCGACGAGGUCGGGUGAUAUUGAUCCUGCCAUUUACAAGCUUCUCUCAGAUCAGAAGGGCAUGAGUGUGGCAGAGAUUGACACGAUGCUUAACAAGGAGAGCGGUUUGGUCGGAGUGUGUGGGGAGAAGGACAUGCGGCGCGUGCUCGACAAGGCGGGUAAUGGAGACGAGGGUGCCAAGCUCGCGCUUGCGGUUUUCAUCCAUCGGAUCAGGAAGUACCUGGGUGCUUAUUACGUGCAUCUGUGCGGAAAGGUGGAUGCUCUCGUCUUCAGCGCGGGGAUUGGAGAGAGGUCGGCGCCUAUCAGGGCGUUGGUGUGUGAGGGCUUAGAGGAGCUGGGCAUUUCCAUUGAUGAGAAGAAAAACAAUGAGAGCAGGAAGGAUGGCAGAGAAAUUCAGAAAGAUGGAUCGAAGAUCAAAAUUCUGGUGGUACCGACAGACGAGGAGCUGUCCAUUGCCCAGCAAACACUGUCUGUGAUUGAGAAAUUGCCAGGAGAUGGUCCCGGGCGUUAAACGGCGGGCGGAAAUGUAGGAAGGUAGGUAUGUAGAGUUGGUGGAUGGCUAGGUAGGUAGACCGUUGACUUGCAAAGCUAGUUUAUGGUAUUAUUCUGUGAGCCUUUUACGAGUAUUCUCUGCUGCUCUGUGCAGAUCGUGUCUGUGUCAUUAUUAUUUGUUGAGCAUUCUGCCAGAUGGAAGUUCGGUGUGGAGAAAGAAAGAAAGAUUAUGAGGAUGUUACAGAAGACACUGACAUGUGCUGGGGAAGGGGGGGGGAGAGUGUGUGUGCGUGUGCGUGUGUGUGUGUGAGAGAGAGAGAGAGAGAGAGAGAGAGAGAGAAGGUGGAAGUUGCAGAGUGUGUGUGUGUGUGUGUGUGAGAGAGAGUGAGAGAGAGAGAGAGAGAGAGAGAGAGAGAGAGAGAGAGAGUUUUUUUUACUAAUCCAUUCAGUUUUCAAGGUAUUCAUGGAGGCAAACCUUUUCGGACUGACUAGAAGCCAUGCGAGGAGGAGUUACUUCAUUUUUUCUCUUUCUUGUAUGGUGGUUAUCUAAAUUCUCUGUGAGUCUCCCACAGUAGUUGUUUCAUCUGAUAUGCUUGGUGUAGGUGUUCGAGGACCUUUUGAAGGUGUUCAGUACUUGCAGAGGUGAAUAAUACUGUAUGUUUUCAUAUCCAUGUCCUAUGGUUUCACUUUUUUUGGGACUUUUUCGGAAUCUUUCCUGCUCUUCGGGGAUUCUUUGUUUAGAAACU
Messenger RNA from Chara braunii, 2784 nucleotides. The record is from the annotation of a GenBank genome assembly. Lineage: Eukaryota; Viridiplantae; Streptophyta; Charophyceae; Charales; Characeae.